Myodes glareolus (Bank vole) is the source of this 1905-nucleotide messenger RNA. It is a transcript of the gene Ackr4, whose product is annotated as atypical chemokine receptor 4. Gene Ontology annotation, biological process: calcium-mediated signaling; positive regulation of cytosolic calcium ion concentration; immune response. Gene Ontology annotation, molecular function: scavenger receptor activity; C-C chemokine receptor activity; C-C chemokine binding. Gene Ontology annotation, cellular component: membrane; external side of plasma membrane. The record is from RefSeq and is a predicted model, not a curated record. Lineage: Eukaryota; Metazoa; Chordata; Mammalia; Rodentia; Cricetidae.
CAAUACUAUGCAAAUGUGAAGUGAGCUGAGGUCAAAUAGGGCAGGAGGACCAAAUCUACACUCAUCGGUUCCUUGUCUAACGUGCAUUUGUUCGGCAGCCUGGGAAAACAGGCUCUCCACACAGAGGAUUUCUGAAGGCUUGUAUUUGGCCCUUGAUGAAAAGGUUCUAAGAAAAACAAGAGAAAGCCACCGUGAGAGACACACUUUGAACCCCGGAGAGAACACUGCAGUGAGCCUACUGCAUGCACUCCUGCUGAAGGGAAACAGUAAGCUCUGCUGGGACUGUCUGCAACUUAAUCUUACAUAAUUUGGUUUUCAAAAGGAUAACUUUCUGGGUUAAAAUCAUUUUAGUUACCUCUCUUAGACAAAGUAACUUUCCCAAGUAUUUCUGUAGCUUUCCCCAGCAGCACCGGGCCUGGAGGAGCUGCUCUCCAGUGUCCCCCUCUUGGCUGAGCAGGAGCUGGCUAGCUACAGGCACUUUCUUCUUCCCCUCAGCUGAGUGGGACCUGACAAUUCUGCAGUUUGGGAGCCAAACUGGAAUUCCUUCCAUCUGUAUCCAGACAUUUAAGAAUUUGGCUGGACUCCACAGGAAGGCUUUGCAGAGCACUUAAUCAAGUGCUCCAGAGGUUAAAUUUCAGGAAAGCCCUCUUGGAUCCAAGAUAAAGGCGGGGUGUAAAAAGCGAAAACAAGAGUCCUGUGAGUCAGAGGUCCUUCGCUCUCCUCGCUCAAGACUGCCGUCUCCCAGCUCAAACAGCUCGGUGCCAUGGCGCUAGAGCAGAGCCAGCCAACAGAAUACUACUAUGAGGGACACGAAAUGAAUGACACGUACGACUACAGCCAGUAUGAAACGAUCUGCAUAAAAGAAGAAGUCAGGCAGUUUGCCAAAGUCUUCCUCCCUGCCUUCUUUGCAAUAGCCUUUGUCAUUGGACUGGCAGGCAAUUCCACAGUUGUGGCAAUUUACGCCUAUUACAAGAAACAGAGGACCAAGACAGAUGUGUACAUCCUGAAUCUGGCUGUGGCAGACUUGCUGCUUCUGGUCACAUUGCCCUUCUGGGCAGUUAAUGCAGUCCAUGGGUGGAUUCUAGGGAAAAUGAUGUGCAAAGUAACUUCGGCUCUGUACACGGUAAACUUCGUCUCUGGGAUGCAGUUCCUGGCUUGUAUCAGCAUUGACAGAUACUGGGCAAUCACUAAGGCCCCCAGCCAAUCAGGAGCGGGGAGACCCUGCUGGAUCAUAUGUGGCUGUGUGUGGGUGGCUGCUACCUUACUGAGUAUACCCCAGCUGUUUUUUUACACCGUGAAUCACAAUGCCAGGUGCACUCCCAUCUUUCCCCACCACCUGGGAACAUCCCUGAAGGCAUCCAUUCAGAUGCUGGAAAUCUGCAUCGGCUUUGUGGUUCCCUUUCUUAUCAUGGGGGUGUGCUAUGCCAUCACUGCAAGGACCCUUGUCAAGAUGCCGAAUAUUAAAAAGUCUCGCCCCCUCAAGGUUCUGCUCACGGUGGUUGUAGUUUUCAUUGUCACGCAGCUGCCUUACAACAUUGUCAAGUUCUGCCAAGCCAUAGAUGCCAUCUACUUGCUGAUCACCAACUGUGACAUGAGCAAGCGCAUGGAUGUCGCCAUCCAAGUCACAGAGAGCAUCGCACUCUUCCACAGCUGCCUCAACCCUGUCCUAUACGUCUUCAUGGGGGCCUCCUUCAAAAACUAUAUCAUGAAGGUGGCCAAGAAAUAUGGAUCCUGGAGAAGACAGAGACAGAACGCAGAGGAAAUUCCUUUUGAUUCUGAGGCUCCUACAGACCCAACCAGUUCUUUUACCAUUUAAAUAUAAAACGCUCUCUGCUUUUUGCUUGCACACACACACACACACACACACACACACACACACACACACACACGAGUGAGGUUUCUUAC